Molecule: messenger RNA, 957 nt
Organism: Talaromyces stipitatus ATCC 10500
Lineage: Eukaryota; Fungi; Ascomycota; Eurotiomycetes; Eurotiales; Trichocomaceae
Exons: 2
Coding region: 1-957 (318 amino acids)
Source: RefSeq, a predicted model, not a curated record
AUGACAGAUCUUGAAAAAUAUGAGCAGCUUUUUGAUGAGAACCCAAUGGAGGGUUCUUCACCCUUACGCCUAAUCAUUGAAAGCAAUGAUGUGGCAACUCUACACUCCUACAUAAAGAAAUAUCCAGAACGAGUCUUUAUUCGGGAAGCGAUGGCCUAUUACAAUCCUCUCUUCGUAGCUACAGCGGAUGAUAGAUUAGAUGUGCUUCGCGUACUUCUUGAUCUAGCUGAUUCAAAUGGGGUGCAACUUCAACUUGACGGCCCCUGGGAUACCUCGUUACUGGAUGUUGCCUGUGAAGGCGCCCAACUUCAUACAGUGAAGUUUUUUGCACUCCUCUCUGUGGCAUACUCACUACGCUCCGAUCUUUGCUAUAGCCCAGACCCGAGCACUGGUGGUCGAAAGAUCUGGCUCCAAGACGAAAUUGCACGUAGCGAAGAAAUAUUAUGCAUGCUUCUUGACAGGGGUGCUAGUGUACGAGAUGCCGUUCGUUCAUACAAGUUUCCUGAUGUUGAGCAAGAUGAGAAACCUAUGUCUCUUACAGCUACUGCUCUCGGACGAGCAGUCUCACGUGCCAGUUAUAAGUUGGCAUCGCGUCUUAUUGCUGAGGGGGCAGAUGUUCACGCCCGACAGUAUGGCUGGGGUGGUCAUCCUGUAACCGCUGUCAGAGAAGUGACUGCAUUGCAUGUCGCUAGCGGCUAUUGGAAUGUACAGGGAAUCAAGGCGCUACUGGACAACUGCGGCGAGGUAAAGCCUGCAGAUAUGGUAUCCAUGCGUGAUACUGCUGGACGUAUUCCGCUGCACUGGGCAGCCGAGAACAUUUGCUUUGACGAUUAUUAUCUCACUGAUGAUGAGAUUGCCUCCCAGAUAUGUGAUACUCUCGAGUUGCUUAUACAAAGAAUCCGAAAACGAUCAACGUCCAAGACGAAGAUGGUGCAACUCCCCUAUUCUCUACUAUAA